Anarrhichthys ocellatus (wolf-eel) is the source of this 1344-nucleotide messenger RNA. It is a transcript of the gene polr3g, whose product is annotated as polymerase (RNA) III (DNA directed) polypeptide G. The record is from RefSeq and is a predicted model, not a curated record. NCBI's taxonomy places the organism in Eukaryota, Metazoa, Chordata, Actinopteri, Perciformes, Anarhichadidae. Bases 314 to 955 code for a protein of 213 amino acids. Gene Ontology annotation, cellular component: RNA polymerase III complex. Gene Ontology annotation, biological process: transcription by RNA polymerase III. The transcript has 8 exons.
UUACAGGGGCGGGGCGAGUUAGAGUCACAUUUACGCUGACUGCCCGAGAGAAGCAUGUGUGCAUAGGUGUCCACGCUGCUCAUUGCUUCAUUAGAUUCAGCUGUAAAAUUGGUGAUUUCAGGAGUUAGUUUACGUGCCGAACAACAGAUACAACUGAGUAGCUGAAUGUUUACGUAAAGUAAGAUCGAAAAAGUGAAACCAUGGAGACUUAGUAGAGGCUAAACGGCUAAAUGCCAGUGAACAGCCCUGAAACACGUCUCCACGUUAGGAGCAAUUCACAAACAGUCACAUAGUACAGAGGAGGCUUGCAGCCAUGGCAGGCAAGGGUCGUGGAAUAGGUGCCUUUACCUUCAACGUCGAGGCUCUGGGCAUCGGCAGGGGCAGCAUGCCAGAAUCCAGGGUGGGGCCCAACCCGCUGUUUCCAAACACAGACUUCAAGCCGGUGCCGCUGAAAGCUGGCGAGGAUGAGGACUACAUGCUGGCCUUAAAACAGGAGAUGAGGGGAACAAUGCAACAGCUACCACACAACAUUAAGGCUCAGUCCAAUAAAGCAGAAGUGGAGAGAUACACCGAGAGAUACUUGAAGCAAAGACUGAUAGAAGAUCAGGAUUGGAGUCCAGACUGGAACCUCCUUCCAAAAGAAUUGAUGCCCAAAAAGAAAAAAAUGUGUGCUAAAAAAGAAACAAAGAAGAAAACUGAGAAGAUAUCAAGCAAAGACGCAGAGGAUAUGCUGAAGAAAUUAGACAACCUGGCAAAGAACGAUGAAGGAAACCCUGAAAAAUCAGACGACGAGACCGAAAAGAAACCCGGGAAUGAGGAGGAAGAAAUUGAAGAGGAAGAAUAUGACGAAGAGGAUGUUGAAGAGGAAAACGACUACAUUGACAGCUAUUUUGACAAUGGUGAAGACGGUGCUGCGGGAAGUGAUGAGAACAUUGAUGGCGAAGCUACAUACUGAGAAAGUAUCGCCCGUGCAAACUCACUGUUGAAGUAAACAAUCAUGUGACUGCCACUACUGGUUAAAUAUUGUAUAUAUGUUGCAAAUAGUGUUUCACAGUCAGUUUUGUUUGAUCUUGAAGGGCAGGCUUUCCUUUGAAGACUUGUGUAAAUAACAAAGGCCAAGCUGCGCACACUGGUAAUAAUUUAUUCAAAAUAGAUUUAUUUAUUUUACAGCCUGAGGCACAUUUGCACAGGUUAAAAAGGCACAUACUGUCAACACAUGUAAUGCUUUUUCAUAAAGUAUCAAGUGAACACAGGAAUACAAUAAAUGGGGUAUGUAACAAAGUCUAAAAUCUCACAAUUACAAAAAUGAGUCAUGGGAAUAAUGUGCAUUUCCCACUUUCCUCA